Girardinichthys multiradiatus is the source of this 2459-nucleotide messenger RNA. It is a transcript of the gene cars2, whose product is annotated as cysteinyl-tRNA synthetase 2, mitochondrial. Gene Ontology annotation, cellular component: cytoplasm. Gene Ontology annotation, molecular function: ATP binding; cysteine-tRNA ligase activity. Gene Ontology annotation, biological process: cysteinyl-tRNA aminoacylation. The record is from RefSeq and is a predicted model, not a curated record. Lineage: Eukaryota; Metazoa; Chordata; Actinopteri; Cyprinodontiformes; Goodeidae.
UUUUUUUUUUAUUAAUCAUUUACUAUCUAAUGUAAACAGAACCAGAACCACAUAUAACUGACUUGCUCAGCUUUUGCUUUAAAAGCCACUCACAAUAUGGCGGCUACGCUGACGUGCGAUCUUCUCAGGAGAUUUUUUUUAUCUCAACAUUAGACGUUUCUCACUGACUCACAGUAAACAUAUGGACAGACUAUUAUGAACACAUUAAAUAAGAGAGCACAUGGAGGAAAAAAAAAACCGAUAAAGUAAGGAAUUGACACAACGCUGAAUGCAAUUCCGACGUGAUUACGUCUCAAAUAUGCUAAUUAGGCUAACACUUCACUGAGGUGGGAGUUGUUAUAUUUUAGCAUGCUUUACCGUCAUACCACUUUCAGUACUUAUUACAAUAAUAACAACUGUUAGUGAGUUAGGAUAUACAGCCUCCUGUUAAUUACAACAGGGACAUUACAUGUGUAGCUCUUGGUCCAGAAGCUAACUAAAGCUAACAGCGGCUACUUAGAGGGCGCUUUGACUGAAUGAGCUGAACCAUGAUCCGGAGUGGAAAGGUCCUCUGCGGGCUCCUCAGCUCCAGAUGCUUUGUCCCAGUCAGACACAGUGUUUCAGGGAAGGCCUGGAUCACUCCAAGAGGCUUUGACACGGGAAUAAAGACUUUCAACAGCCUGACCAAACAGAAAGAAGCUCUGAUCCUGGCUAGAGAUGGAACAGCCACCUGGUACAGCUGUGGACCUACAGUGUAUGACCACGCUCACCUAGGCCAUGCAUGUUCUUAUGUCAGGUUUGAUAUCCUGCAGAGGAUCCUGACCAGGUUGUUUGGUAUCACCGUUAUCCAAGCUAUGGUCAUCACUGACAUUGAUGACAAAAUUAUCAGAAGAAGUUGGGAGGAAAAGGUGUCUCCAGCUGUCAUUGCCAGACUGUAUGAGGAGGAAUUCAAGAGGGAUAUGCUGUCAUUAAAGGUGGUUCCUCCUGCUGUGUAUCUAAGAGUCACAGAGAAUGUGCAUCAUAUUGUUGCAUUUAUUGAAGGGAUCAUAAGAAACGGGCAUGCUUAUGCCACAAAAGAAGGUGACAUAUAUUUUGAUGUGCAGUCCAUUGGUGAGCGUUAUGGGAAGUUUGUUGGAGCUGUGAGCUCUCAAGGAGAGCCUGGCAGCUCAAAUAAACGAGACUCCAGGGAUUUUGCUCUGUGGAAGCGGUCUAAACCUCAGGAGCCAUUCUGGGAAUCUCCGUGGGGCAGAGGAAGACCUGGCUGGCAUAUUGAAUGUUCUACUGUUGCCAGCCAUAUGUUUGGGAGUCAGCUGGAUAUUCACUCUGGAGGGAUUGAUCUGGCCUUUCCUCACCAUGAGAACGAGAUCGCGCAGAGUGAAGCCUUUCAUCAGUGUGGACAGUGGGCAAACUACUUCCUUCAUUCAGGUCAUUUACAUCUGAAAGGCAGUGCAGAGAAAAUGUCUAAAUCUCUGAAGAACUAUAUUACUAUCAAGGAUUUCCUACAGUGUCACACUGCCGAGGAAUUUCGGAUAUUUUGUCUCUUGACCAAAUAUAGAUCUGCUAUAGAUUACAGUGACAGCAGCAUGUCAGAGGCUUGCACCCAUCUGGAAACCAUCUGCAUCUUCAUCAGUGCUGCUCAGGCCUACAUGAAGGGUCAGUUACACUGUUCACCUGUGCAGGAGGAUCUUCUGUGGCAAAGAUUGGCUGAUGCUAAAUCUAGCAUCUGGACAGCGUUAACAGAUGACUUUGACACACCCAGAGCCAUUGGUGCUCUGAUGAAUCUGAUUUAUCAUGGAAAUUGCCAACUCCAGCCGGUUUCUACGGCAGAGGGAGGUGUUCGGAGCCCUGCAGUCUUUGGAGCGAUCGUCACCUACAUCAGGGAUAUCCUGAACGUGUUUGGGAUCGACUUGCUGCCCAGUAAGGAGGCUGAGGUGUUGAGCAAUGGAGGACAUCUGCAGGCCGUGGUGGAGGAGCUAGUUCGUUUCAGAAGUGAAGUCCGAGCAUUCGCACUCUCCCGUCGGGACUGUCCGAAUAACAAACCCGGUCUGUACACAGACAGAGCCCCCCUCCUGAAAGCCUGCGACACCCUCAGGAAGGACCUGGUACCCUUAGGCGUGGUGAUAAAGGACAGAGGAGCAACGUCCACUUGGGAGAUAAAGCAGAGUCUAAGAGGAUUAGAGACCACGACGACAACCAGCAAAAUGAAAAGGACAAAUGAUCGGUUUCAGAACUAUAGACUAUAAGACUAUCAGAACUUUCAUCUUCUUUCAUUUAGAAGUGAUCAGAUGGACUAAGGCUUAUUUUCAUUGGUUGUGACCUCUGGCCUAGGAUUCGGGCUAAAUUGGUCACAAAAUGCAGAACUGCAAAUUCACUGUUUUCAUCAGUCAGUAAAUAUGGUCCGAUUCCUUCUAGACCUACAUUUAAUGUUCCGAGAACCCGAAAUGUGGACCCACCCCCAAUAAAGCUACAGUGCAAUGGAA